AUGGCCAAGCCAGGAAAUGUAACAAAGUUCUACCCGGAAGCCUUUAAACCAUUUCCUAGGGCUUGUCCAAUCACUGAUUGUACAGCAAUAUAUGUUCACAAACCCUCUGUAGCAGAGGCACAGGCACUGAUAUACUCUAGUUACAAGAGCCAUAACACAUCCAAAUACUUGGUAAGAUCAUUUAAACCAUGUUUGCCUUAACAUGAAUUUUUUAAAGAAUUUUUUAAAGUAUUUAAACCAUAACUUAAAACCAUGCGAUAAGAAAUAAUUUUCAAGUAUUAAUUCAUUCAUUGUUCAUGUUUUUAUUUAUAUAAAGUGUCCAUCACUCCCAGCUGGAAUUGUUUCAUUUGUGUCAAAAGGCUAUGGAGGCGUGUCAUCUGAUAGAUUUAUAUUUUCUGAUUCUGGUGUGAUCUCAAAAUUCUCUUCCAACUCAGCUUGUAUGGUUGACUGUGUUUUCAAUGUACAGGGUUUUCUUUUAACAAAGCAAGUAAAACUUUAUAUGCCUCCAUUUACCAAAGGUCAGGAACAAUUAACAAAGGUAAACGUUCUUCAGGGUUGGGCAAUUGCAAAAGCUAGGAUUCAUGUUGAGCGUGCCAUCCAGCAUCUGAAACGAUUCCGACUUUUCCAGUCUGUGGUGCCUCUGACUCUUAAGGACACACUGGAUGACAUGGUUAUUGUUUGUGCAGCGCUCACUAAUUUACCGCCACCAUUAAUUGGUUAA
Messenger RNA from Pocillopora meandrina, 721 nucleotides. NCBI's taxonomy places the organism in Eukaryota, Metazoa, Cnidaria, Anthozoa, Scleractinia, Pocilloporidae. The record is from the annotation of a GenBank genome assembly.